Molecule: messenger RNA, 1308 nt
Organism: Auanema sp. JU1783
Lineage: Eukaryota; Metazoa; Nematoda; Chromadorea; Rhabditida; Rhabditidae
Source: the annotation of a GenBank genome assembly
AUGGCCACACGUUCUGCAUAUACAUCCCUGGAUGAAUUACGAAUGUGGAAAUUCGUCAUUAAGAAACUGGCAGAGAAUCAGAGUGGGGGUCUUAAGGGAUUGCAAAUGUGGACAGAAUAUUUUAAAAAAUAUGAUGAGUCUCGUUCAGUGUCCAGUUUGUCAUCACAUUUUCGAAAGAAAAUGUGCCCUCAUCUCAUCGAUGCUAGUUUAACAGUGGAUGAGAAGCUGUAUAUUCAUAGAAUCGGAAAUAUCCCUCUAGAUUUAGAAAGAUUCAAGCUGCAAUGUAGAACAAUGGGAAAGAUGGAUAUCUUUGACAAGCAUAUGGAAUUGUUAGAAUCAAACAAGAGCUCUGCACCAGGCAGCGAACGAAAAGAAAAAGUGAAUAUUAGGAGAAGACCUGCUAUUAACAAUGUUGUUAAUGACACUGAUGAAAUCAACAAAGUCAUAUCAACUUGUAAAAACUCGAGUGUGCUCAAAGCACCCAAACUGGAGGAGAAUGGCUCAGAUAAUGAUUCUAUACGUGUCAACGUGAACGAUGAAAACUUGAGUGUGGAUGAUAAUCUGGAAAUGCAUACCUCCUUGAAAAUAUCUGAGUCGAUGAGACAAGAACAAAACGCAGUAGAAGUGCAACAGCCCUCGCAAAACCCUUCGGAGGAAACUAUUCAAGAUGGCCAAGGAUUACAUCUGAGUGAGCCAGCAGAGUCUGAUAAUCCACAACCUGCUGCAGAAUGUGGCAGCACAGAUUUCAACGAAGAACCGGAGCAGCACUUGACUAUUCAAGAAAUCAAAGAUAAAUUGAUUAAAGAAAUGUGUGUUGCAGUCGAUUCGAAACUAGGAGUGUUUGUUUCACUUAAUGUCUUAAUCAGGAAGGAAAUUUUUUACAUUUCCGCUAGUGCGACAUGUAGAAAGGACUUGAUUGAUAAACUUCAUGAGUUCAAAGAGAAGUUCAUGGAAUACAUCAACGAAGUUGCGAACUUUGAAUCAUUUUUCCUCGAAAUAGAGAAAAAAGAUAUUGUGAUGUUUAACCGUACAAAGUUCGAGACCGUCCGAAAAGUCGAAAAUUCGGUAAGUUGGGAUCAUGCUAGAAUUAAUACUGUAGUGAUUCAGAGAAUACCAGAAGUAGAACGAGAUAAAUACUACAGGAAAGCCCAUAUACAUUUAAGAAAAAGUCCCUGCAGCAAACUGUUUCGGAUACAGCAUAGGCUUCAAUGUAUAGAAGCAGUUGCAGCUUCUCUCAGUUCAAUGAAAGAGAACUUCUACUAUUCGAUUAUGGAAGAACUGUUCAGAGAACUUGGACUCAUGUUAUAA